AUGCUCAACUAAGAGAGAACUUUACACAAACUUAUAUUUCAUAAUUGUAAUAUUAAUAUUUCUUUCUUUCUUUCUUUCUUUCUUUUUUUGCAUUGAAGAUGGACAUUGAAUUUUACAAACUCACAGAUGGCAAAGAAGACUUUUUUAUCCGGAAAUGGGAAAGGAGCAUAAUUCCAAAGCUCAAGGAAAUGGCAUCCUUGGAGAAGAAAAAUGACAUACAACACUUGCUAGAGAAAGCCAACAAUCAGCAAGAUGAUGAGCUGUGCUACACUAUGUUGAAGAUCCUCAUUCAUCUUCUUCCACCCACGGCAUCUGGGAAAAGUGUUGCUGGCAGUAAAUGCUGUGUGAACUCUGCAGUCUCAUACCUGUUGGAGCAAGUGCCGGCCGGUACCAACGUGACCUCCUUGCUCAGUGAAUCCAUGAAAGGGUCCCUGAAGUCAGCUCAGCCGCAGUUGGUUUCCAUCGGUUCUCUACAACAUGGAGCCCAGUACGUAAUUGUGGCAAAGAAUGAUUCUUUUGCCCUUCCACUUGAUGUUGAAAGCCUGACCUGUGCUGUAGACAGACUUUUCAAAUUCUUCUGGCUGUGCAAUCUUCAGUAUCCAUGCCAACUGUCCUCUGUUUUUUCAUUUUUUGAGUAUAUAUAUGACCUACCUUUGACCCAGUCCUCUUGCAAAUGUUCAAAGGUCAUGGAAUUGAUUGCAAAAUUGCAGUCUCGUCCCUAA
Molecule: messenger RNA, 722 nt
Organism: Megalobrama amblycephala (Wuchang bream)
Lineage: Eukaryota; Metazoa; Chordata; Actinopteri; Cypriniformes; Xenocyprididae
Exons: 3
Coding region: 99-722 (207 amino acids)
Source: RefSeq, a predicted model, not a curated record